This is a messenger RNA of Melanotaenia boesemani (Boeseman's rainbowfish), 1254 nucleotides long. It is a transcript of the gene pdca, whose product is annotated as phosducin a. The coding region runs from base 152 to 859 and encodes 235 amino acids. The transcript is spliced from 7 exons. The record is from RefSeq and is a predicted model, not a curated record. Gene Ontology annotation, biological process: regulation of G protein-coupled receptor signaling pathway. Lineage: Eukaryota; Metazoa; Chordata; Actinopteri; Atheriniformes; Melanotaeniidae.
CUACAAGCCAGCCAACAAGAGCAGCAGCAUGACAGGUGAGACACAGCUGGAGAUAGCAGACGAACACUGAAACUAAGAAGAAAGUCAUAACAAACUGACUGGUCUUCUGACUGACACAUUUUUCACUCAAGACUCAAAGGCUGCUGGUAGGAUGUCUGUUGCUGCCCAAGAUGAAGAGGAGCUGCCUGCCAAUCACACAGGUCCAAAAGGUGUCAUUAAUGACUGGCGAAGGUUCAAGUUGGACAGUGUGGAUCAGAAUAUCCCUCAAAGCAAGAGAGAGCUACUCAGACAGAUGUCCAAUCCUAGAGAUGAUGACAAGGAAAGACUCAACAGAAAGAUGAGUGUUCAGGAGUACGAGAUGAUCCAAGACGAGGAUGAACGUUGCCUGAAACGCUACAGAAAACAGUGUAUGCAGGAAAUGCACGAGCGCCUGAGCUUUGGUCCCAAGUUUGAAUGUGUCCACGAGCUUGAGAGCGGAGAAGCCUUCCUGGAAGUGAUAGAGAAGGAACAUAGGUUGACUCUAGUGGUAGUCCACAUCUACCAGCAUGGUGUCAAAGGCUGUGAGCAGAUGAACUCGUGUCUGGACUGUCUGGCUACAGAGUACUGCUCUGUUAAGUUCUGCCGCAUCGAUGCUGUGGCAACAGGUGCAGCUGAGCGCUUCACCACUGAGGUUCUUCCUACUCUGCUGGUGUACAAGGCUGGUGAAUUACUCGGUAACUUCCUGGCUAUUACCAAACACUUCAACGAGGAGUUCUUUGCAACGGACGUGGAGGCGUUUCUCAAUGAAUAUGGCCUCUUACCUGAAAAGGAGUUUGCUGCAUGCCCAGAUGAUGAUGAUGCUGCAGGGGAUGUGGAAUAAAAGAAGAAAACAGAACAGUCUCCUAAGAAAGUGUAUGAAGGAGUGGAAUAGGGAGGCAGUGGAUAGAAGGAAUGCUGAAAAAAGGAAAAAGAGCAAGGUGACAGUGUUUCAGUCAGGACAUGCACGCAAGUAAAGACGACAUAAAUCAUAAACGCACAGAAUAGAAAACAACCUGCAGCACAUGCUGAAUGCAGAUUGUAUUUAGAAGCAGCUAGGUGUAAACCACAGGGUGUGAUGAAGUCUGUACCGAAAUACUGCUUGCAAGUCAUGUAUAUCUCCAAUAAAAGACAUUUAUCAAAAUGCUUUUUUUCUGUGGCCACCUGUUUAACAGUGUAAUUAAAUUGAGUUUAGUAAAACUUUGUUCGUCCCCAAUGGGCUAUUUCAAAUGUAAGCGU